Messenger RNA from Sarcophilus harrisii (Tasmanian devil), 855 nucleotides. RefSeq lists its product as uncharacterized. The record is from RefSeq and is a predicted model, not a curated record. The transcript is spliced from 6 exons. The coding region runs from base 1 to 783 and encodes 260 amino acids. NCBI's taxonomy places the organism in Eukaryota, Metazoa, Chordata, Mammalia, Dasyuromorphia, Dasyuridae.
AUGCAACCCCAGGGAACUUCAUAUGGCUUUAUUGUUAUUCAGUUGUGUCUAACUCUUUGUGACCCCCUGGACCGACUGUCCAUGAGACGAUCCAACGUUCUAUCCAUUCCAACGCCCUAUCUUCAAUCUCCAAACCGUGGGGCGGGGCGAGGAGACAUCACCACCGCCCCAAGAACAACCCCGGCCAGCAAUUUCAUCUUGCGAAUCCCAGGACUCACCCUGGCCUUGAUCAUACAGAUUGAGCAAGGAACAGAGCCAUGGGUCUUAGGCCACCUUGACCCCAAGGAGACAGAUACUAUGGCUGACCUCUUUGGAGGAAAGAUGAAAAAUAAGAUUCAUCGUCGUCGUCACAAACCUGAAGUGAAACACAAAAGAUCAGAGAAGAAUGUUCUACAAAACCCCAAGAACACACAAAUACUUACAGAGCCUGAGGAAAAAACAGACUACUCCCAAUCCCAGAAAAACAUGGGACCACCAAAGGAAGCCAUAGUCCAAGGGGAUCAAAGUCAACUAGACCCCUACAUUCAGACCACCAAAUGGACUUCAGUGAACAUCAUUGCUGCAGAAAUGGCGGAGAAACGUCACCUUGCCGAUGAAGUUGCCCAGGGCUCCUUCUCCCCUAUGCAACGCUAUUUGGACAGACUUAACUCCAACGUAGAAAACCUCCUACAGGUGGUACAGGACAGUUUUGUCCAGCAACAGAAGGUCAUGUCAGUCUUAGAUGACAUGGCCUCUGAACUCCAUGAGGAAGUUGAAUUCCUGAAAGUAAAAUGGGGGGUGUGAUUAGGGGAAGGAAAAAGGAAAGAAAUGAGGAAAGCGUUGGGGUUGAUGAAUUAAACAAAGUUGUUUUGGUAA